AUGAAAGUGAAGUGGAACAUUGAAGAAGCAUUAAUGACGGCUUUGAAGUCAAUUGAAGCUUUUGUGAAUAAUCAUUCACACCUUGUUUCCAUCAAUAAUAAUAAUCAGUCAGAUUAUUCAAUUUGCCAUUUGUUAAGCUUUAUUUCAAUGAUGCUUGAAAUGGAUUACCAUUCUUCUUCUUCAACAAAAGAAAGCGAAAUCUUUUCAGCAAUGAGCUUAGAGAAUCUGAAAACCAGUUUUUGA
This is a messenger RNA of Clunio marinus, 243 nucleotides long. The record is from the annotation of a GenBank genome assembly. NCBI's taxonomy places the organism in Eukaryota, Metazoa, Arthropoda, Insecta, Diptera, Chironomidae.